This is a messenger RNA of Aspergillus mulundensis, 1422 nucleotides long. It is a transcript of the gene glr1, whose product is annotated as glutathione-disulfide reductase GLR1. Gene Ontology annotation, molecular function: glutathione-disulfide reductase (NADPH) activity; flavin adenine dinucleotide binding; NADP binding. The record is from RefSeq and is a predicted model, not a curated record. Lineage: Eukaryota; Fungi; Ascomycota; Eurotiomycetes; Eurotiales; Aspergillaceae. Gene Ontology annotation, cellular component: cytosol; mitochondrion. The transcript is spliced from 3 exons. Bases 1 to 1422 code for a protein of 473 amino acids. Gene Ontology annotation, biological process: cell redox homeostasis; glutathione metabolic process; cellular response to oxidative stress.
AUGCCUCCGGUGGAGACCAAGCAGUAUGACUAUAUCGUGUUAGGUGGUGGAAGUGGUGGCAGCGGUAGUGGACGGAGAGCUGCCGGUUGGUACGGGGCGAAGACAUUGAUCGUGGAAAGUGGACGCGCUGGCGGUACUUGCGUCAAUGUUGGCUGUGUCCCCAAGAAGAUGACAUGGAACUUUGCGUCCAUUUCCGAAGCAGUCGAGGCUGGCCGUCACUACGGUUACGAUCUUCCCGAACACGUCGACGUCAACUACAAUCACUUUAAGAAAAUCCGCGACUCCACGAUUGAGCGGUUGAACGGGAUCUACGAGAAGAACUGGGGCAAUGAAGGCAUUGACCUUGUGCACGGCCGGGCCCGGUUCGUCGAGAAGAAGACCAUUGAAGUCACCAACCAGGAUGGCACCAAGACACGGUAUACUGCGCCGCACAUUCUGAUCGCGACCGGUGGCCGGCCUAGCCUGCCGCCGAACAUCAAGGGUUCCGAGCACGGUAUCAGCAGCGAUGGAUUCUUCGAGAUCGAAGAGCUCCCACCUAAGAUCGCUGUUGUCGGUGCUGGAUACAUCGCCGUCGAGCUGGCAGGUGUCAUGGGUACGGUCGGCGUCGAGACACACAUGUUCAUCCGUGGCGAGACCUUCUUGCGCAAAUUCGACCCGAUGAUCCAGAAGACCAUGACUGAGCGAUACGAGGCCGUCGGCAUCAAGGUCCACAAGAAGCACCCCGGUAUCAAGGAGGUCCAACUCCUUCGCGACGGCAAGGGCAAGGACAAGCUCCUCAAGCUGAUCAUGAACGAUGGGUCAGAGAUGGAGGUCAACGAACUCCUAUGGGCCAUUGGCCGCGUCCCCGAGGUCGAGGACCUAGACCUUGAGAUCCCGGGCGUGAAGCUUAACGAAAACGGACACGUCGUCGUCGACGAAUACCAGAACAGCAGCGUCGAGGGCAUCUACGCCAUCGGCGACGUCACAGGCCAGGCCGAACUAACCCCUGUCGCCAUCGCUGCCGGCCGCCAACUCGGAAACCGUCUCUUCGGCGGGCCCGAAUUCAAGAACGCCAAGCUCUCCUACGACAACAUUCCCACCGUCGUUUUCUCCCACCCCGAAGUUGGCACCGUCGGCCUCACCGAGCCGCAAGCCCGCGAGAAGUUUGGCGACGAGAACGUUAAGGUCUAUCACACCCGUUUCCCCGCCAUGUACUACCACGUCUUUCCGCCCGAGGAGAAGGCCAAGAACCCGACUGAGUUCAAGAUGGUUGUUGCGGGGCCUGAGGAGAAGGUUGUUGGCCUGCACCUCCUCGGUUUGGGUGUUGGGGAGAUGACGCAGGGCUUUGGCGUUGCGGUGAAGAUGGGUGCUACGAAGAAGGACUUUGACAGCUGUGUUGCUAUUCAUCCUACUAGUGCCGAGGAGCUUGUUACACUGCGGUAG